AACAAAAAAAAAAAAAAAUCAUCUUUCUUCUCAGUACUUAGAUAAAUGCAGCUACACCCAUUUUGCAAAUAGAAGAAUGAAGGCUCUUCAUUUGAUGAAAUAAAGCAAUUUAAGAGAUAAUCCUUUGCUAUCUCAAGUACAUUUAGUCGGGAGUAAUUAAGAUGGUACUCAUGAGGAGGAGAUUAGCCUGCUGUACAAGAGAUAGAGAGAUUAGCAUUGACUUUGAUGAAAAUGAGAAAAUUACAACAUAUGAUGGCCUUGAAAGCUGUAUUUUGAACAGUCAGCCAUAUGACAAUCAAAGUGUCACUAGCAGAGGUGACGGAGGUAUUACAGAUUCCUUGGACGAUGAUGACUCAAGCAGCAGUUCCAGCAACAAUGUUUUUGGAUCUUUCUCUUCUCACUGGACAACAAUGAAGAAGGAUGAUGAGUGGGAUUUCUCAGCAAGCCCGCACCAUUACUAUGUAAAAGAAAAACCUGCUUAUGCAACCCAGUUUUCAGAUGUGGAAACAAUGAAAGAAAAAUUUGCAAAAUUGUUACUUGGGGAAGAUGUUACUGGAGGAAGCAAGGGGAUUUCCACUGCAUUAGCACUGUCAAAUGCCAUUACAAAUCUUGCAGCAUCAGUGUUUGGAGAGCUCUGGAAAUUGGAGCCACUUGCGGAGGAUAGGAAGAGGAAAUGGAGGAGAGAAAUGGAUUGGUUGCUCUCUCCUACAAACCAUAUGAUUGAGUUGGUCCCUGCUAAACAAAAUGGUUCUAAUGGCCAGAAAUUGGAGAUCAUGACUCCAAAAGCUCGUGCGGACAUCCAUAUGAAUCUUCCAGCACUUCAGAAGUUGGACUCCAUGCUUCUUGAAACUCUGGAUUCAAUGGUUAAUACCGAGUUUUGGUACAUGGAAGUGGGUAGCCGAGCAGAAGGAAGAAGCAGAAGUGCUGGGCAGAGCAAAAGGUGGUGGCUUCCCUCGCCCCAGGUACCCAUAUCUGGGCUCUCUGACCCUGAAAGAGACAAAUUGUUUAAUCAGGGUAAAUUGGUGAAUCAAAUAUUUAAAGCAGCUAAAGCUAUCAAUGAAAACGUCUUGUCUGAAAUGCCUGUUCCAACAAUCAUUACAGAUGCACUUCCAAAGUCUGGCAGGACAAGUCUAGGGGAGGAACUUUACAGGGUCCUAACAGCAGAAUCUACAUCUGUGGAGGCGAUGUUAGUUUCCUUGAACAUAAGAUCUGAACACAAUGCCCUUGAAGCUGUUAACAGGUUGGAAGCAGCAAUACUUGCCUGGAAAGAGAAAAUAGCAGAACAUGCCGGUGGAAAAUCUCCAGCACGAACAUCUUGGUCUUUCAUAAAAGAUCCAAUAUCUGAACUAGAUAAGAUAGAGGUGUUAUUGAGCAGAGCAGAAACUCUUCUGCUGCAGCUCAAGAUUAAAUAUCCAAACCUUCCUCAGACAUUCCUCAAUGUCACAAAGAUCCAAUAUGGCAAGGAUGUUGGGCGUUCAAUUCUUGAAGCAUACUCUCGGGUUCUCUUGAAUUUGGCAUUCUGCAUCCUGACUAGGAUAGGAGAAAUUCUUCAGGAAGACAUCUUGAGCAAUCCUAAUUCACCCGCGGCUGCAUGCCACCUUCCUGGCAUAAGAAUUCCGGGAUUGUCAGAUAGUCCUACAACUGGUCGUGUGAGGCAUUCAUUGAUUGAUCAGAUGAAUAAAGCUGAUGAAAGAUCUUGCGAUUCUCGCCAUACCAAUGCUUCUGAUAUAGACAUUGAGUCUGCUGAAUCCAAGAUCAGUUCGGUAACUGCAACACCAAGCAGAAGUCGAGUGUGGUGCAUUGGCAGAGAAGCUUGUAGCAGCAUGUCUGCUGCAAAUUCACCUUGAUAAGCAAAGUUUUACUCUCACUCUUCCUGUAGAUAUAUAUCAUUUCCAUGUCAAAGAACAGCCUUAGCUUGAGGCUGAUUUUUCGCGGUUAUUAUGGGAGCUUGCCCUCAAUUUGCAAUAGUAGAAAUAUAAUUGCAUUUUGUGCUGUCAGAGCAGUGCGAAUGCAGCAUGAAUUGUUUCAUUCAGGGAUAAUAUUUCCAUCGUAACAGCUCAUUAAAGAAAUCACAAUUUGUUAGAUAUUUACUUUA
This is a messenger RNA of Nicotiana attenuata, 2095 nucleotides long. RefSeq names its product rop guanine nucleotide exchange factor 14. The transcript is spliced from 8 exons. The coding region runs from base 162 to 1847 and encodes 561 amino acids. Gene Ontology annotation, molecular function: guanyl-nucleotide exchange factor activity. The record is from RefSeq and is a predicted model, not a curated record. Lineage: Eukaryota; Viridiplantae; Streptophyta; Magnoliopsida; Solanales; Solanaceae.